Messenger RNA from Nerophis lumbriciformis (worm pipefish), 4342 nucleotides. It is a transcript of the gene cpda, whose product is annotated as carboxypeptidase D, a. The record is from RefSeq and is a predicted model, not a curated record. Gene Ontology annotation, molecular function: metallocarboxypeptidase activity; zinc ion binding. Gene Ontology annotation, biological process: protein processing; peptide metabolic process. Lineage: Eukaryota; Metazoa; Chordata; Actinopteri; Syngnathiformes; Syngnathidae.
CGCUCCAGACCGGAAGUGCUGACAAAGAAAACACAGCUUCUACGUUGCCUUUCUCUCCGAAGGGACGUCGCGGACAAACAAACAUGGAACACGGCAAGACGCGGAGUCUCCGGGUGUCACUUUUCGUCUCUUUUCUCUAUUUCGCGACCCGCCUCGGCGACGCGGACGCCAGCGGACUGCACUGGAGACGGAGCGCCCCGACGGCGGAAACGGAGGAAAACUACAACAAAUACUACAAUUAUGUGGAACUAACCAGCCGCCUGCGGACGUACGCGCAGAAGUACCCGCACAUAGCCAACUUGUCCAGCGUAGGCCAGUCCGUGCAGGGCCGGGAGCUGUGGACCAUGCGCAUCACCAGGGACCCCCUCGUAGACUCGCCCGGGAAGCCCGGGUUCAAGUACGUGGGCAACAUGCACGGCGACGAGACCGUGUCCAGGCAGGUCCUGGUCUACCUUGUGGAGUACUUGCUGAGCGAAUACGACCGGGAGCCGCGUAUCGGCGCGCUGGUGAACACCACCGACAUCUACAUCAUGCCCAGUAUGAACCCGGACGGCUUCGAGGUGUCCAAGGAGGGGGACUGUGGCGGACACACCGGGGGGAGGAACAAUGCGAAGAAAAUGGACCUGAACAGGAGCUUCCCCGACCAGUAUGAUGGCGUCACUGCAACGGCUGAUACCAUCCCGGAGGUGCUGGCUGUGAUGAGAUGGAUUCAGGACAAAAAGUUUGUUCUGUCGGGUAACCUGCAUGGCGGCACUGUGGUCGCCAGUUACCCUUUCGACGACUCGCCUUCCCAUCCGCAGCAAGGGGAAUACAGCUCGUCGGCGGACGACACCCUCUUCCGCUACUUGGCCAGAGAGUACUCAAAGAACCACCCGGUGAUGAGGACUGGUCAGCCCAACUGUCCCGAAUCCCCAGACGAGACCUUUGAAGAUGGCAUCACCAACGGGGCGCUGUGGUACGACGUAUCAGGAGGAAUGCAGGACUACAACUACGUGUAUGGAAACUGUCUUGAAAUCACCAUGGAGCUGAGCUGCUGCAAGUAUCCUCUUGCUGCCGAGCUCCGUAAGGAAUGGGAGCUAAACAAAGAGUCUCUCCUGGCCUACAUGGAAAAGGUCCAUAUUGGGAUUCGUGGCUACGUAAAAGACAAGGCCAGCGGUUCAGCCCUCCCCAACGCCAGCAUUGUGGUGGCAGGCAUCCGCCACAAUCUGACCACUGGAAACCAUGGAGACUACUACAGACUCCUGCUCCCGGGAGUCUACAACGUCACUGCCGUGGCCACAGGGUACACGCCAGUCACCGUCAACAAUGUGCAAGUUUUGGAAGGAAACGCCACCCGGCUAAAUUUGACAUUAGAGACAGUGGCCGUUGAGCAAAAUCUUGCAAGCAACAUGUCUCUGACCACGCCCUUCACGCCGCCAACCACUGCUCCUCCACCAGCCUCCACCUCCAUUACCAACACCCCUGAACCCACACCCACCCAAGUGGUGUCCUCUACGGGAAGUCCCAGCACGUCCUCCCAGUUACCACCUCAACCGCCGCCCAUUCAACCGCAGGAUUUUCGGCACCACAACUAUGCUGACAUGGAGCUCUUCUUACGCAAAUACAGCAGCGAGUUCCCGUCUAUCGCCCAUCUUUACUCAAUCGGCCGCUCGGCGGAGGGCCGGGAACUCUACGUUAUGGUCAUCUCGGACAACCCUACCGUGCAUGAACAUGGUGAACCCGAGUUUAAAUACGUGGGCAACAUGCAUGGCAAUGAAGUAGUGGGCCGGGAGUUGUUGCUCAACCUCAUCGAGUACCUGUGCCUUAACUACGGCACCGACCGGGAGGUCACGGAGUUGAUCAACGACACUCGUAUCCACAUCAUGCCUUCCAUGAACCCUGACGGCUACGAGGUUGCCACUGAAGGCGAUGUAAGAGGCACCAAAGGCCGCAACAACAGCAAAAAGUAUGACCUGAAUCGCAACUUCCCAGACCAGUUUGCCACCGUCAAAGAUCCAAGACAGCCAGAGACCGUCGCCGUGAUGAACUGGCUGAAAAGCAACCCGUUUGUCCUGUCCGCUAAUCUCCACGGAGGUUCUUUGGUGGUCAACUAUCCCUUCGAUGACGACAAAGAGGGGAAAACAAAGUACAGCAAGUGUCCUGAUGAUAAGAUUUUUCAGCAGUUGGCUCGUGCGUACGCGCAGGAGAACCCUCUGAUGCACAGUGGACACCCUUGUGUGGAACUCUACUCCAGGGAAUACUUUGCAGACGGCAUCACCAAUGGUGCCAACUGGUACAACGUUGCUGGUGGCAUGCAGGACUGGAACUACGUAAACACCAACUGUUUUGAGGUGACGAUAGAGUUGGGUUGUGUGAAGUACCCCCGGGCCAAGGAUCUGCCAAACUACUGGGAGCAAAAUCGACAAUCUUUGCUUCAGUAUAUCCACCAGGUUCACAGCGGGAUAAAAGGCACCGUCUCGGAUAUAAGAGACGGUUUGGGGAUCCCCAAUGCCACCAUUCACGUGGAGGACAUAGACCACAACAUCAGCACAGCUCUGACUGGGGAUUACUGGAGACUGCUGGUCCCUGGGACCUAUUCUGUCACUGCCUCUGCCCAUGGAUAUCAUCCUGUGAGGACAUACGCUACCGUGGUCCAGAAGGGAGCAGAGGUGGUGGACUUCAGACUGACACGGGUUCACUCGGACCUGAAUGGCCUGUCGCCCUCCGGACCCAAGCCCACCCAAAACCCAUCUGAGGAAGAGUUCAAGAGCUUGAUCAAGGACCUUUCUCUCGGCCAGGGUCUAGAACAGUUGGUCCGGAGCACAGACACAGAGAACAGCUUCAGAUUCCGAGGUUACAAGGAGCGGUCUGCAUUCCUCCGAGGCCUUACGCUCAACUUUCCCAAAAUUACACACUUACACAGUUUGGGCCAAAGUGUCGAGUUUAGAACCAUUUCGGCGCUGGAAAUCUCCAACAACCCAGGAGAGGCUGAGCCCUCUGAGCCCAAAGUCCGCUUUGUGGCAGGGAUCCAUGGUAACGCCCCUGUAGGCACUGAGCUGCUGCUUGAGUUUGCUGCCUUCUUAUGUAUCAACUAUGGCAAGAACGCAGCCAUUACAAGGCUCAUCAAUGAGACGAGGAUAGUGAUUGUGCCGUCAGUCAACCCUGAUGGAAGAGAACAAGCGGCCGAGACGCAGUGCACUUCCACACAGGGUUUUAGCAAUGCCCACGGCAAGGAUCUGGACACAGACUUCUUUGGCAACGCAUCACAGCGUGUGGUCGAGCCACAGCCGGAGACCAAAGCCAUGAUGGAUAUGAUAUUAGAUAAAGGCUACACUCUGUCUGUGGCCCUCGAUGGAGGCUCCCUUGUGGCUACUUAUCCAUACGAUAAGCCUGUCCAAUCAGUGGAGAAUGAAGGCACUCUGAAGUACUUGGCGAGUGCGUACGCCAACAACCAUCCCAAGAUGCACCUCGGCGACACAGGAUGUUCAAAUAAUGGGCAGACAAGCAACAUUCCAGACGGAGUUAUGAGGGCAGCAGAGAGACAGAGCCACAUGGGCAGUAUGAAGGACUUCAGCAUGGACUUUGGCCACUGUCCAGAGAUCACCGUGUACACUGGCUGUUGUGUGUUUCCUCCAGCCGAGCAGCUGGCCACACUCUGGGCAGAGAACAAGAAGCCUCUUCUCAGCAUGUUGGUGGAGGUCCACAAAGGGGUACGAGGUGUGGUGAGAGACAAGAGCGGGAAGCCCAUCGUCGGCGCCAUCGUUGUCUUGAAUGGGGGAGUGAGAGUGUUCACCGGGGAAGGCGGCUACUUUCGAGCCCUGUUGGCUCCGGGGAACCACAACAUCGAAGCGGUCGCCGAUGGCUACCAGCAACAACGACAAGAGGUGGUGGUGUCCUGCUACGAGGCUGCCAGCUCCAUCGUCAUCGAGUUCGACACGGACAACCGCAUCUUCGGCCUGCCCAGGGAGUUUGUGGUGGCCAGCGCAGCCGCCUCCAUGACGGCGCUGGUGGUGACGGCGUGCAUCAUCUGGUGCGUGUGCGCCGCCAAGUCCAACCGGCAGAAGGACGGCUUCCACCGCCUGCGGCAGCACCGGGACGACUACGACGACGAGAUCCGGCUCACGUCCAUGGGCUCCAAGAAGUCCCUCCUGGCGCACGAGUUCCAGGACGAGAGCGAGAGCGACGAGGAGACGCUGUACGCCAACAAAAUCUGAGCUUUUGUCGCGGAAAGACCAAGCAAUACCGGCGAACUUACUCUUUCAGAGGAAGACAGUUUUUUUUCAGCGAUGCGUUCACAGCCAGUAAAUCUCAGUUACCUCACCAGUCACGAAAUCCUGCCGAUGCCUUCCUUUGUUACCUAAAA